GUUUAUAUUUGGCUCACCUUUUUCUCCGGGAGAGAGGGAAUUAGGAGAGAAGAGAAGGGAGGACAGGGUCUUGUCGUCGCCGAUGAAGAAUGAAGAUAGUGACUUACAACGUCAAUGGCCUCCGGCAACGCAUCUCACAAUUCGGUUCCCUCCUCAAGUUACUCAUCUCUUUCGAUGCCGAUAUCAUCUGCUUUCAGGAAACAAAAAUAAGAAGGCAAGAAUUAACGGCAGAUUUGGUGAUGGCAGAGGGUUAUGAGUCAUUCUUCUCGUGCACUCGCACCUCCGACAGAGGACGAACUGGGUACUCCGGCGUUGCCACGUUCUGCCGAGUGAAGUCGGCAUUUUCCAGCAACGAAACUGCGUUGCCAAUUGCAGCCGAGGAAGGUUUCACGGGACUUCUAGCAGGUUCUAGAGCUGAAGGGCUUGAGGAGUUUUCAAGGGAGGAGCUUCAAAAGAUUGAUGGUGAGGGGAGAUGCAUUAUCACGGAUCAUGGUCAUUUUGUUCUUUUUAAUGUGUAUGGACCUCGAGCUGGAUCUGAUGACGAGGAUAGGAUCCAGUUUAAGCUCGAUUUUUUCAAGAUAUUACAGAAAAGAUGGGAGUCUUUAUUGCAUCGUGGAAGGAGGAUUUUUGUUGUUGGUGACCUUAACAUUGCUCCUUCUGCAAUAGAUCGUUGUGAUGCAGGGCCAGAUUUUGAGAAGAAUGAGUUCAGAAGAUGGUUUAGAUCUAUCCUAGUGGAAUCUGGAGGACAUUUCUUUGAUGUGUUCAGAGCAAUACAUCCUCAGAGAAGAGAAGCAUACACAUGUUGGCCAUCAAAUACUGGGGCUGAACAAUUUAAUUAUGGGACUAGAAUUGAUCAUAUUCUUUAUGCUGGAUCAUGCUUACAUCAAGAGGAUGACCUAAAAGGACACAAUUUUAUAUCUUGUCAUGUGAAGGAGUGUGACAUAUUGACAGAGUACAAACGGUGGAAACCUGGAGAUGCACCCAGGUGGAAAGGAGGAUGGAAUGUUAAGCUGGAAGGUUCAGACCAUGUUCCUGUUUAUACAAGUUUGGUGGAAAUUGCUAAUGUUGAAGAACAUAGCAGUCCAUCUUUAGCUGCUAGGUAUUUGCCAAUGAUUCAUGGUCAGCAGCAAACUCUUGUGUCAGUGUUAAUGAAACGGCAAGUUUGCGAACCAGUCGAAUCCUUUGAAGCAUCAAGUUCAUUCUUGGAUGGGAGUAGCUUGGCAGACAGUUGCAGGGAUAGUGGAAAAAGAUCACUUGACAACUCUAAUUUAUCUGAGACCAAUGAAUCUUGUUCUCCUUCGGACCAAGACUCUGGUGGUGGUACUUUUAAACAGGAUGAGCAUUCCAGAGAUUACACUGUUGAGGCUGUGAGUCCUGUGACUAACUCCUCAGUUACGUUGGGAGGUGAGAAUAUUUCUUCAGCACCCAGCAGAGAAACCAAGAAAAAGGCAAGAAAAAGUCAGCAACUGUCCCUGAGAUCAUUUUUCCAGAAAAGCUCAAAUCUCAGCCACAGCAUUCAAAGUUCUGCUUAUGAUGAAUCCAUGGCAGAUGAUCAUAGCAGCCGUCCAGAACAGAAUGAGUUGAACUCAAGUCCAGUCUCACAGGAUCAAGAUGUACAAGACAACACUUGUUUGCAGAAAAGGAAAAAUGAUGCUGCCAUACUCGAGUGGCAAAGGAUACAAAGACUGAUGCAGAAUAGUAUACCUCUCUGUAAGGGUCACAAGGAACCUUGUGUUGCUCGUGUAGUGAAGAAACCAGGUCCCACAUUUGGUCACAGAUUUUAUGUCUGUGCUCGAGCUGAGGGACCUGCUUCUAAUCCUGAGGCAAACUGCGGUUUCUUUCGAUGGGCUUCUGUGAAAUCAAGGCAGAAAUGAUAUUUGAUCAUUCAUAUUCAGAAUUUUUUUUUUAAUCGGCAUUCAUCUGGAGAUUUUGAAACCCAGGGAUGUGAAAAUUACCCAGUAGCAGCUACACUACUGCUUAUUGCCCUAGUGCUGCAUUGCCUUUCUUAACACCAUCCUUUUUGUAAAUUGUUUUGUACCCUCAGCAAUGUGACACGAUCAUUAUUAAACUGACUGCAUUCUUUGUCUGUCCGUGAGGAUCCCACCAAAGUGCUUUCUACUUUGAAUAGGCCAUGAGCUAAAUCAGAAUCAUUCU
This is a messenger RNA of Rubroshorea leprosula, 2154 nucleotides long. The record is from the annotation of a GenBank genome assembly. Lineage: Eukaryota; Viridiplantae; Streptophyta; Magnoliopsida; Malvales; Dipterocarpaceae.